ACCAUGCUGACCUUAUCGCACAGUGGCGACGAUAUGGCGAAGGCCCUCGGAGCUCUAACGAUCUCGCGAACGCCUCGGGAUCAGUUUUCGGAAAAGGGCGUCAUCAUCAGCGAAGUCUUCGAUGGUGCAGAAUGUGACAACUGCCCGGACCAGUGUCCCGGAUUUGCGCCGCAUGCCUGGAGAAAAACAUGCCAGGAAUGCAAGUGCCCCCGAGAAACGCACGCCGUUUACCACGAGCAGCUGACGACGGUCCGGGAUCGGCUCGGUUUCAAACAUGAUACCAAUACCUCACGCGUAGAUCCACGCCAAAUGGGCUACACCUGGGUACCGCCCGGUAUUCUGACUUCGGCAAAGAUUCAACGAUACUUCGAUGUGAUACCACCGGAGAAGGUGCCCAAGAUUGGCACGCAAGGUGAGCGGUUCCGUGACAAGCAGUUAGUGUACCAGCUGCCAAAACAGGAUCUGGCGCUCGAUUACUGCAAGCACGUCGAAGAGCAGCACCGCGGCUCGUAUGAGGACUUUGUGGCGGCACGGAAUGAGAUUGCCCUAGACAUUGGGUAUGUGAAAGACACACCGCAGACGACGAAAUGCGCCGGUUGCAGCGAAACGCUGAACCAGGGCGAAAUGGCUGUGACGGCACCGAAGUUUCGCGAACAGACCCUCUGGCAUCCGCGGUGCUUCAAGUGCACGACCUGUGAUGAGCUGCUAGUCGACUUGACAUACUGCGUGCACGAUGAUCAAAUUUACUGCGAGCGCCACUACGCGGAAAUGCUUAAGCCCCGAUGCAGUGCCUGCGAUGAGCUUAUUUUCAGUGGCGAGUACACCAAAGCCAUGUCGAAGGACUGGCACUCGGGUCACUUCUGCUGCUGGCAGUGCGACGAAAGCCUGACCGGCCAACGGUACGUUCUGCGCGACGAGCACCCGUACUGCAUCAAGUGCUACGAGAACGUGUUCGCCAACGUCUGCGAGGAAUGCAACAAGACUAUCGGUAUCGAUUCGAAGGAUCUCUCGUACAAGGACAAGCACUGGCACGAAGCCUGCUUCCUGUGCAACAAGUGUCGCAUUUCGCUGGUGGAUAAACAGUUCGGCUCCAAGGCGGACAAAAUCUACUGCGGUAACUGCUAUGACGCCCAGUUCGCGUCCCGCUGCGAUGGCUGCGGCGAAAUCUUCCGUGCCGGCACGAAGAAGAUGGAGUACAAAACGCGACAGUGGCACGAGAAGUGCUUCUGCUGCUGCGUGUGCAAGACCGCCAUCGGCACGAAGUCGUUUAUUCCGCGUGAGCAGGAAAUCUACUGCGCCGGCUGCUACGAGGAGAAGUACGCAACCCGUUGCAUCAAGUGCAAGAAGAUCAUCACCAGUGGCGGCGUAACGUACAAGAACGAACCGUGGCAUCGUGAGUGCUUCACCUGCACCAACUGCCAGGUGUCGCUUGCCGGCCAGCGCUUCACGAGCCGCGACGAGAAGCCCUACUGCGCCGACUGUUUCGGCGAGCUGUUCGCGAAGAGAUGCACCUCCUGUACCAAGCCAAUCACCGGCAUCGGCGGUACGCGUUUCAUCUCGUUCGAGGAUCGCCACUGGCACAACGAUUGUUUCAUCUGCGCCAUCUGCAAAACGUCGCUGGUCGGACGCGGUUUCAUCACCGACGAGCAGGACGUUAUCUGUCCGGAGUGUGCCAAGCAGAAGUUGAUGUAAACGUGUGCCAGGCCUCAACCUCGGCAAAGCCAUCCGCAAGCGGUUCACGAUCAUUAUUGAAAGAUUUCAUCGAGAACACAUUUCUGUACUCUCCUCCCCCACACUCAUUUCCCAGUGCAUUCAGUUAAGUUAAAAAAAGCGAGAGAAAACCAUCCUGAAAAAGGGUCCGAAUGUGCUUAAUUAAGAAUCCACGAAAAGGAUGAUACACUUCCUCCUUCUUUCAUAUCCUUCCCCAAAGGCAUUCACAUGAACAUUUCAGAACCGUCCAUGUCCAUUUGCCAGAGCAAAACAACAUCCGCAAAACCCUCCUACAGACAAACUCCACUCGAACCGCUUCGACUUUUCUGGUUCAUCCCUUAUCUAGGUUGGGCUUCUGUUUGUCCCAUUUUUAUUUAUCUUUUUUUUAUUUUGUUAAACUUUGACGAUAGUGACAGGAACAAGCAUUCGAUAUUGUAUUUGUCCUCAUCGAUAAGACGUAUCUGUAGAGACGGAGCGCACUAUAGAAGGAGAAACAAAUUCACAUGUAGCAGACAUUUAAAUUAUUGUGCGUUUUAACCGUUUUCUUUCUGUGCAAACAACAUGUUUCAAGCAUAAAGCAGCUUGUUGAGCGUAGUAAGAUACCAUUAUAGAUAGAACUAGAGCGAACGUGAGAAAGAACAAGUGAGAAAGGUGUAGAGAAACCGCGGAGUGUGUACGUGUUGAAGGAAGUGAAAGUUAUAGAAGAAAGCAAUGUUAGAAGCGCGAGAUGUAGAAUGCGAAAGAAAUGAAGAAAAAUGAAACAAGGAAGCGAAGAGGAGAAGAUGCACGUGUGUAAGCAACGAACACAGUAGCGUAGCAACGGCCUAUAUUCACUAAAGUUGCCUUUUACUAUCAUAAAACAAAAACAAGCAAACACAAAAUAAUCACUACACCGAAAGAAUAUGAAUCGAUCGUUGGGAAGCAACAUAUUAAUGUUUAUAUAGUAGAAGUCUGUUUGGCUAAGGGUUGAAGAUGAAAGCAUAACCCCCUUAUACAUAGCUAAAGCCGCUUUCGUUGGAGGAACCGAAGAAAGCAUGGGCACAACUGGCGACGGUUGCUAGAUAGAACGAAAGUUACCGCUUUUGAAAUCGAUCGUCGUUUUCAGGCAAGAGGAAGAAGUAUUGAAUAUUUACAGCAGCAAAAGGGACGAACCUGUCAAAAUCCCUCAUCAAUUUGCGUGAUGUUUCUCUACCUUUGUGUUCUAGCUAAAAAAAUAUAUUUUCAAUUCGAUGCUACGAAAGUAACUGCAAAAGAAUGUGACGCACAGAAAGUAAACCCAUUAUAAAAAAGCAACAAAAAUUGAAAGUUUGAAGUAAAAGUAAUAAAAAACUAUUGGUGGCCACGGACAGGCACCAAAAACAGGGCAUAAGAGACAAAAGCGCACAUACAUACAAACUAACGACAAAACGCGAUUCCUAUGGGUCGCUGCUCCUCGUCUCGUUUCUGUUUCUAGAGUAUACUACUGUACAUUAGCGGAAGCAUCCACGUUUAACCAGAAUCGUUUCGUAGUAGACGCAUAUUUUCAUCUUUUAAAUUAUUUAUUCGUUAACCAUACUGUUCACUCUUCAUAUACGGUGCGUAAAUAAGCAAAAAUCGAAAUAAAAGUUAAACCUAAUAAAGUAAUAAAAAAAAAUUAUAUAAAACGAGCAAUACGACAAUUACAUCACGUCCUCUGAUUGUGUCUGUCUGUCAAUUUGUUAUGUCUAACUCCCCGUGGUGGCAGAAUGUGACAAGUUGAACGCCAUUGUUGUAGGUAUUUUUUGCUGCCUGAAAUAGUAACCCAAAUGCGUCCUUGUACUAACCAUCACGCUUGUGUUUGAAAUGCUUUUUAAACGUAACUCUAAUGACAAACACCUUGCUCGUUGUGUGUUGCGCUUCAUAAAACAUUAUUUAAAAAAAUAAUCAAAUUGAAGAAAGCUUAUUAACAACCAUUACCAUAAAUGCGCGUGCAUUGUUAUGCGAGAGCCUGUGAACAGAUAUGGAACAUUUAGUAGAGAUUAAAAAUAGUUUACAAACAACUAAACAACUGUGGCCUUUCUGUAUAUUGAGAGAUUCGUAGUUCUACUGUACAGUGUAGCGAAAAUUGUGUGGUAUUUAUUAAGGGAUUGUAAAACACAGGCAACCACAGAACGUACGAUUGAUUGUAGAACAAAUGUAUGUAUUCAGGAUACAUGGUUACUGGAGCUCUUUGGAGACCCAAACAGCAGUUCUCGGUAAUGGUAGACCGAGCCCUAUGAUUGAAAUCGCAUUGUGGCUAAAUACUUAUUGAUUGUAGCGAUUCCAAUUUUGAAUAAACAAUAAACAGACUU
Molecule: messenger RNA, 4019 nt
Organism: Anopheles coustani
Lineage: Eukaryota; Metazoa; Arthropoda; Insecta; Diptera; Culicidae
Gene: Lmpt
Product: four and a half LIM domains protein 2
Exons: 10
Coding region: 4-1692 (562 amino acids)
Cellular component (GO): nucleus; Z disc
Molecular function (GO): transcription coregulator activity; zinc ion binding
Source: RefSeq, a predicted model, not a curated record